AUGGCUUCCAACACCAAGAGCUCAGUUCUUAGGUUGUUCUUCCUGAGAAUUCUCAGGAAGAACAGUCUCGGUUGUGCCAGGACUGAAGUGGAGUUAGAGUCCCAGUCACUGAAUUCCUUCGACUUGGAGGUGUUUAAACGGAGGUGGUUAGUGGAGCACCAGGCAGACAGUCGUUCCACCUCCACUCUGUAUACCAUCUCACCUCCUCCAGAGAUGAGCCCCAUCUCCGUGAGAUCUGUCAAGAAGUCUAUGAUCCAGUACCUGUAUGCUGUAGGACACAGAGUCUGGAAACGCUGGAAAAAGAGAUAUUUUCUUCUUGUUCAGGUGAGUCAGUACACAUUUGCAAUGUGCAGCUACAGAGAGAGGAAAGCUGAGCCUCAGGAACUGAUGCAGUUGGAGGGCUACACUGUGGACUACUGCCAACCUCAGACAGGUCUGCAAGGUGGCCAGGUGUUUUUUAAUGCUGUAAAGGAGGGCGACCUGGUGACGUUCGCCUGUGAUGACGAACAGGACAGAGCGCUCUGGGUUCAGGCUCUGUACAGAGCCACGGGUCAGUCAUAUAAACCAAUCCAACCAACACACAACAAAGCUGCCAACUGCAAAGGAGGACACAGAAAACCAUCAUCUAUCAGUCUGGAUCCCUGUCAGCGUCAGGGAAUGGAGGAUUUAAUUUCUGCAGCUCCGGGUUGCUUUGACCAUGCUGCUCUGUUCUCCAUUUUACAGAAACACACUCUGCAGCACCGCAUGAAUGACUCCUUCUCCUGCCUGGGCUGGUUCAGUCCCGGCCAGGUGUUUGUCCUGGAUGAGUACUGCGCCCGGUACGGGGUUCGAGGUUGCCACCGCCACCUGAGCUACCUGAAGGAUCUCAUGGACUACGCCGAGAACAGCGUGCUGGUUGACCCCAUGCUGCUGCAUUACAGCUAUGCUUUCUGUGCCUCACAUAUCCAUGGAAACAGGCCUGAUGGGACGGGGACAGUGACUGUGGAGGAGAAGGAGCAGUUUGAGGCUGUCAGACAUCGUCUCAUUGUGCUAUUGGAGAACCAGAUAACACACUUCAGAUACUGCUUUCCCUUUGGACGACCAGAUGGGGCCUUGAAAGCAACACUUUCGCUUCUGGAACGAGUACUCAUGAAAGACAUCACCACACCUGUUCCUUCAGAGGAAACAAAGAGACGGGUUCAGAAAUGUUUGGAAAAGGCAUCCCAGAUCAACUACAGUCAACUGAUGGACUAUGCUCAGAUCAAUGUGGACCCAGAAGAAGUCCCGGAGAAAAGACUGGAGGAUAUGUUGAGAUUGGGAGAGCUGUGCAUUGAAGUCCUACAACAGAAUGAAGAACAUCACUCUGAGGUAUUUACUUCAUGGUAA
Poecilia latipinna (sailfin molly) is the source of this 1365-nucleotide messenger RNA. RefSeq names its product calcium-dependent secretion activator 2-like. Bases 1 to 1365 code for a protein of 454 amino acids. Gene Ontology annotation, cellular component: glutamatergic synapse. Gene Ontology annotation, biological process: dense core granule exocytosis; positive regulation of exocytosis; synaptic vesicle exocytosis. Lineage: Eukaryota; Metazoa; Chordata; Actinopteri; Cyprinodontiformes; Poeciliidae. The record is from RefSeq and is a predicted model, not a curated record. The transcript has 12 exons.